Molecule: messenger RNA, 2482 nt
Organism: Rhodofomes roseus
Lineage: Eukaryota; Fungi; Basidiomycota; Agaricomycetes; Polyporales; Fomitopsidaceae
Exons: 9
Coding region: 109-2322 (737 amino acids)
Biological process (GO): N-glycan processing to lysosome; carbohydrate phosphorylation
Cellular component (GO): Golgi apparatus
Molecular function (GO): UDP-N-acetylglucosamine-lysosomal-enzyme N-acetylglucosaminephosphotransferase activity
Source: RefSeq, a predicted model, not a curated record
GGCACCUACCUGCCAAUCGCCCAGCGUCUUGUCACUAUACAAUACUUACAAGUUGCAUGACCGCCUUUCUUCCCUUCACCCUUUCUUCUCUCCCUCCCGCAUGCAACAAUGAGACUCUCCGUCCCCCGUCUCAACAUCCCUCGUUCCCGCCCCGACUCUGCCAUCUACCUCCCCCUCACACCCUGGGCGGCCACCCCGUCGAAGAGCUUCGCGGAGUACUCUAGCUCCCUUCUCCGGCGUCGCGGCACCCUCCUCAUCUUGUUCGCACCCGCGCUCGCCCUUCUCUUCUACGUCGUCCGCGUCUACGUCGGCGACUGGGACGACUAUGAACUCGACUACGACGCCCUUGCAUCCCUACACACAUCUUAUAUGCCCUUUCAGGUACCUACUCAGACUUAUACCCCUCCUGUUGUACCCCCGAUCCCUACUCCUCCUUCAUAUUCACCCCCGGUCCCGUCGUUCGUGAGCUCACAGAACGUGACAUACCAGGUCUUCCCGGAGGACACCCCGCCGCCACCGACCCUCCGUCCGCACUCCGACCCGCUGCCCCAAGAGUGCAUCGAUGCCCACUUUGCGCAGGGCGUGCCCUGCUUCGCGCCCGGCGCGCCCAAGUUCGACUUUGUCUGGACGUGGGUGAACGGCUCGGACCUCCUCGAGCAGCACGCCAAGAAAGCUGCCAUGCACAGCUACGACUCCAAGGAUCCUUGGCGGCCGUCCACCGCGGGCACGCCUGACCGCAUGUAUCGUGACCAUGACGAGCUCCGGCAUUCGUUCCGCUCUGUGCUCGCCUCCUUCCGCCCGUACCUCAACCGCAUCCUCCUCCUUACCUCCGACUUCCCCGAACCGGCCGCCCUCAACCUCACCCUCUCGGCCUCCUGGCGACUCUCACAGAUCCCUCAGUGGCUCGACCUCGCACAGCAGACCCGCGCAGGCUGGAAGGAUGGCGAUGUCCCACUCAACAUCAUUCACCACGCCGAGAUAUUCCGUCCAUACGUGGGCACCAACUUCAACAGCCUCGCGAUAGAGUCGCAGCUUGGCCAUGUAAAGGGCAUCUCUGAUCACUUUGUUUACAUGAACGAUGAUUUGUACUUUGGCAUACCACUGCAGCCUGCGACGUUCUAUACGCCUGCAUACGGCAUCGUAUUGCACUUCGAUCCCGGCCUCAUGGUGCCGCCGGAUCCGCCCACCGUCCUGACGAAGGGCGAGUGGCGGGGCAUGGGCGAGUCAAACUACAUGCUCAGUCAACGUUUCGGCGCGCGUCACCGACCGUACGUCAUGCACCAAGCGAAGGUCGUCUCCGCGCCCAUCCUGUCCGAGGUCGAGACGAUCUGGCCCGCCGCGUUCGCGCGCUCCGCGAGCCAUCUCUUCCGCGAGACGGUCGGCCCCGCCACGCCGAGCGACAUCAACACCAUGCUCCUCCACGCGCACUUCAUCGUCGAGCGCGCGAGGGAGGGCCUCUUGUGGAGCUGGGUCGUGGGCAAGCACGGUGCGAUGGACGACCGGUGGGGCGUCGAUGAGGAUAGGCGGGCGUGGGCGGAGGUCAGCGCGGUCGGCGUGAAUGCGGGCGGCUCGGAGGUGACGGUGAGAGCGGGCCAUCGGUAUACGGUGGAGAGGGAGAGGGUGGAGAAUACGCUGAGGGAGAGCGGGAUGGACGGUGGAAUGGGGAAGACGUCGUAUCUGUUUUCCUCGUUGGACGGGUACGCAUACGCUGGGCUCGGCUUGGGCGGGCCUUUCAAGCAAGUGACGCCGGAUGUUGCGGAGGAUGAUCUCCCGACGUGCACGAUCAGCUUUGAUGAGUGCUUCCCUGGCUACUCGCGUGCGUCCGACGUCUUCAAGUACGUCGCGUUCGAGAACCCUCAGUGCGGCGACUGUAUCAUCACCGCCCUCUCACGAGCCAGCGGGCCUCUCGGCCUCUCGACCUUCCUCCCUCCCGCAGAACGCCAGCUCGCCGACCUCUCCGCCAAGAUCCCCGACAGAUCCGAGCCGAUACCUCACCUGCCGCUUGUGGCCCGCUACGACGACGGCGACUUCUCGUUGCGCGGUGUCAUGGGCGCGUCGGGCGAGCGCAACGUGCGUGCGUGGACGCUGCGCGUGCUGCAGCGCUACCGCUACGUCGUCGGGAGCACGCCCGCGGUGUUUGAGAUGCUCUUGGACACUAACCAGGUGGCGGCGAUGCUCCAGCGCGUGAACGAGAUGUCGGACACGGCGCUCAUAUGCAUCAACGACGACGUGCAGAAGGGCCACGAGACGACCGUCGCGCCGCUCUUCAGUGAGUGGCAGGAGAACCGGUGGCCGAGCCCUGCGGAGUGGGAGAGGCAGUGAGCGACGCUGUCCGAGGCCGACGACUGAAGACCGGCGGGCACCCUCCCGGUCGAGCAGCGGCUCACUCAAGUAAUCGCAAUGUUAUCGAGAAGCUGAUGAAACCCGAAUAGGAGAAAGGAAUAAUAAUAUUACUCACUCACAGUAGCGCUGCGCUGCGGGC